AUGCAACCCAUCAUUCUUUACUCGCACCAGUAUGGGCCUAACCCUUGGAAGGUCGCCCUCGUCAUGGAGGAACUGGAAAUCCCAUACGAGACCAGAUUCGUCAACUUCACCGAGGUCAAGAACGAACCAUACCUGUCCCUCUGUCCCAACGGACGCCUGCCCACGAUUGAGGAUCCAAACACGGGCCUGACCCUUUGGGAGUCUGGGGCCAUUGUCAACUACCUUAUUGAGCAAUACGACAAGGAUCAUAAGCUUGGCUACACCGACUUUCAGCAGAAGCAUGAAAUCCAGCAGUGGCUCUUCUUUCAAGUCUCGGGCCAGGCUCCUUACUACGGGCAAGCCUCCUGGUUCACUAAAUUCCACCCCGAGAGGGUGCAGAGCGCCAUCGACCGCUACGUCAAGGAGAUUCACAGAGUCAACAGCGUCCUAGAGAGAGCGUUGGGCGACAAAGAGUGGCUCGUCGGUGACAAGUGCACUCUUGCGGAUCUUUCGUUUGUGGCCUGGCAGCGCUGGGCUCCCAGAUUUGGAGGAGAGGAUCUUUAUGAGAAGUUCCCCAAGGUUGGAGCUUGGAUGAAGCGCAUGGAGGCUCGGCCAACGGUUCAGAAGGUUUACGAAGAUCAGAACAAGGCUGCGGCCGCUGUGGAGGCGGCACAGGUCAACCCGGGUCCUGAGCCUCGCAAGCAGCAGUAA
Fusarium keratoplasticum is the source of this 690-nucleotide messenger RNA. RefSeq lists its product as uncharacterized. The transcript has a single exon. The coding region runs from base 1 to 690 and encodes 229 amino acids. The record is from RefSeq and is a predicted model, not a curated record. NCBI's taxonomy places the organism in Eukaryota, Fungi, Ascomycota, Sordariomycetes, Hypocreales, Nectriaceae.